This is a messenger RNA of Phyllopteryx taeniolatus (common seadragon), 2284 nucleotides long. RefSeq names its product PHD finger protein 11 (gene phf11). Bases 69 to 1058 code for a protein of 329 amino acids. The transcript is spliced from 12 exons. Gene Ontology annotation, cellular component: nucleus. NCBI's taxonomy places the organism in Eukaryota, Metazoa, Chordata, Actinopteri, Syngnathiformes, Syngnathidae. Gene Ontology annotation, molecular function: histone deacetylase binding; histone binding. The record is from RefSeq and is a predicted model, not a curated record.
CCCCAGGCGCGUGAGAGCUUCCUUUAAAAACAAAAAGGAAACGAAAGUCAGUUCCAGUUCCACUUAAAAUGGUUCCCAGUGUUAUGUUACGCUGCGUACUUUGUCAAAGGGGCGCAGAGACGGAAGUCACCGGGGCACUGUUGACCAAAGGCGAUGUCACAGCUCACCAGAACUGCUUGUUGUUCUCUUCAGAUAUUUACUGCACGGAUUCACCCCUCUUUGACAACCUCUUCGGCUUUUCUGUGGAGGACGUGAUGGGCGAGGUGAAACGCGGAAGCAAAUUGCUCUGUGCCAAAUGCAAGAAAAAAGGUGCCACGGCCGGCUGUGAGGUGAACACUUGCAGCAAAUGCUACCACUACCCGUGCGCUAUCGAGGACGUGGCGGAAACGGUUGUGGACAGCGCCAAAGGCGAAUAUAUGCUGUUCUGCUUCAAACACAAGGAAAAGCAACAACAGAGUAAAAAAGGCGGUUCAUCAAAUGAAGGCGACCUUGUCGGGUCUGCGUCCGCCGCUCAAUCGUCUUCUCCAUCCAAGAGACGCUCGAUGCUCCCUGACAUGAAAAAAUCAACAAGUUGUACAAAGUCCAACAAAGCUCCACCAGGGCAACAGAUGAUGGACGAGAGCAGAGAUGAAGACCUCGUCCACUCUGACGCAGAGUCCGAAAUUCUGCUCUCUCCUGAGAUGCCAUCGCACGCGGCGGCAGAGGGGACGGAUGGGAAACGCACAGAGCGUGGCUUGGACGCCGCCAUCUUCUGGAGCCGCUGCAACACGGCAGGCUGCACGGACGCCAUUUUCAGCGACUUCCUGAACAACAUGAAGGACGUCUCCCUGCGGAUCCGGCGAGGCCACGCCAGCCCCGAAGAUUACGACGUCGCGCUCAAAGUUCUGAUGGCUUCUGGGAAAAUGAUGCAGCUGCUGAGCAAACAGAGCAAAGGUGACGUCAGAAACGUACACGUGAAAGUUGCGAUAGCUGGAGCAGAAACACAAGGCGAUGCAGGAGGUUGUGUCUUUGCUGAGAAGAUAAGAGAACCACUUUCCAGUCCCACCGAUCUCAUUUGAAGCAUUUGACAUUUUCUUCCAUUUCUAUCAUCAUCUGAACUGAACUAUUGAUUUGAACGGAACAGCCAUCUGAAGCGGUCUAUUCACUUGUUACUUCCAGGUCUGGACUACCUCACUCACUGAUCCCAGUCCAGAAACCAUUUCAUCUCACUUGAAAACUAACGCUGCAAAUGUCUUAGGACUCGCCCCAAAAAAAGAACAGACUGGUUUGAGGAAGGUGGCACGGUGUGUGACUGGUUAGCACAUCUGCCUCACAGCGCCGAGGACCGGGAUUCAAAUCUCGGCCCGCCUGUGUGGAGUUUGCAUGUUCUCCCCGUCCGUGCCUCCGUGGGUUUUCUCCGGGCACUCCGGUUUCCUCCCACGUCCCCUAAACGUGCAUGAAUUGAAGACUCUAAAUUGACCGUGAGUGCGAUUGGCUGGCGACCAGUUCUGGGUGUACCCGGCCUCUCGCCCGAAGCUAGCUGAAGAACGGAAGAUGAAUGAAUGGUUUGCGGAAAACAACAGGACUUUGUGUUUGGAACUCAUUUCUCUUUUCUGCCACAAAAUCUUCUGCAUAACACAUCCUCCAUUUCACACAAAAAUAUACAUGGGUGGAGACAGGUACUCAAAAUUUGCGUUGCGUGUGCUUAAAAUCUGGUGAAUUUAUGUAAUUUCCCCCUUUUUUUUUUUCUUCCUUUAAAUGACCUGAAUAUCUUCGUUUAGCGCAUUUUAAUCAUGUGCAAACAAUGUACAUAUUAGAAUGAAGUAAAUUCAGAGCAGUUUUUCUCAGUGUGCGACAAGCUCCCAGUGACCUGUGGUGAGGUGGGUGGCCGCUGAGGCAUUUAUAUUUGGGUCACAUUUGCAUGUGUGUGUAAGUAUAGCCUCCUUUUAUACCCAAUCAUGACACUCACCUGUUUCUCAUUAACCUGUUCACCCAUGGAAUGUUCCAAACAGGUGAUUUAUUUAUUUUUUUUUGUGUGUGUGUGUGUGUUUGUUUUAAACAUUCCUCAACUUUUCCAGUUGUUUGGUUGCCCAAAAUGACAAGAAUAUUUGCACAAAAAUGUUUUACAAAAAAUAAUGUUUGGAGAUGACAUAUAUUGUAUUUGUAGUGUAUUCAAUUGAAUAUAUGUUGACAAUGAUGAGCAAAUCAUUGUAUUCUGUUUUUGUUUACGUUUUACACAAUGUCCCAACUUCACUGGAAUUGGGGUUUGCACUAUAAACAUUGAAUAACCACUUUCACUUUGCCA